This is a messenger RNA of Dentiscutata erythropus, 1665 nucleotides long. The record is from the annotation of a GenBank genome assembly. NCBI's taxonomy places the organism in Eukaryota, Fungi, Glomeromycota, Glomeromycetes, Diversisporales, Gigasporaceae.
AUGUCUUUAAAAGAUAUCCGGAUUGUUGUUGGAGUAGAUUUUGGAACCACAUUUUCAGGGUUUGCCUACGCUCACAAAAUAAAUUCCGAAAUAACAACCAAUAACAUUUGGCCAGACCAUGUAGGUCAAUUCAAAACCAACACAGCAUUAUUAUAUAACAAUGAAUUAAGCGAAGUCAAAGCAUGGGGUCUUUCAGCAUUGGCUGAAAAACCACGUAAAAGGCGUCCUCAAAAUUUUGAUAAAUCGAUACAUGUUGAAUUAUUUAAAUUACAUCUGGGAGAUAUGUCAGACGAUGAAAAACCAUCAUUACCUAACAAUAUGAAUUAUAAACAAGCAAUAACCGAUUAUCUCUGGGAAUUAGUGAAAGAUACCAUAGAUAAACGAUGGCCAGGCGUUGAUUUCUUUAGAAAUGUUCUACUGGUAUUUGCGGUUCCUGCUGAAUUUUCUGAAAAAGCAAAAGCAAUAAUGCGAAGCUGCAUAUAUAACGCUGAAUUAAUAGAGACACUUGAUUCUCAAAAUUUGCAAUUUACUACAGAACCUUCUGCAAUAUAUUGUAUAGAAGCACUAAAAGAAUGUUACGAAUUUCCAGUUGGAAAAUCAUUCUUAUUAGUUGAUUGUGGAGGUGGUACUGUAGAUCUUACAACAAGAAGAUUAUUAAAAGGAAAUAUAUUGGGUGAAAUUACUGAACGUACUGGAGGUUUUUGUGGUAGUGCUUAUGUUGAUAAAGAAUUUAUAAAAUAUAUUAAAAAUAUAGUUGGUUCAUCAGCUCUUAAAUUACUUCGAGAAAAUCAUUAUAGUCAAUAUCAAUAUAUGAUUCAAGAAUUUUGUCGACUUGUUAAAACAGUUUUUACUGGUGAUUUAGAAAAAUUCAGAACAUUUGAAUUAGAUCUUAACGAGUUUUGUCCAGCUAUUAAACAAUAUAUUAGAGGUACCCAAAGAGAUCAACUUGAAGAUGAAGAAUGGAUAAUAGACCUUGAUUUUUAUGCGGUUAAAUCAAUGUUUGAUCCAGUAAUUAAUCAAAUAGUUAAUUUAAUAAGCUACCAAUUACAUAAUGUUAAUGAUUGUGCUGCGAUUUAUUUAGUUGGCGGGUUCAGUGAGUCAAAAUAUUUGCAAACCAGAAUAAGAUCUGUUUUCAAUUAUGUUCCACAUAUUUUGGUUCCUAAAGAACCUCUCACUGCAAUUGCUCGUGGUGCCGUGCAAUAUGGAUUAGACACGAGAACUAUUAAAACUAGAGUAUUAAAAUAUUCUUAUGGUGUUAAAGUCGCUUUUAAAUGGGAACCAGGUGAUCCUCCAGAAAGAAGAACUCAAAAGGGAAGAAUUUUUAAAUUCCAUCAAUUGGCAACACGUGGAACCAUAGUCGAGGUCGAUCAAGAAUUCUCUGAGGUUUUCGUACCUUUUUCAAAAAAACAAACAACAAGGGCUUAUCGGAUAUACAUUACUCGUAAAACUUCUGGAACAUAUUGCGACGAAGUAGGAAUGAAAUUUCUUGGUGAACUUAGAAUUAACUCUCCAAAUACUUCUCUUGGAGUUGAAAGACCUGUACUAUUUUCACUUCGUUUCGGUAAGAUGGAAAUUGAUGCUAUUGCAAUAGAUCAAACUACCGAUCAAGUUUACAAUACUACUUUUAAAUUGGAAUUGGAUGAAUCUGAAUCUUCUCGGGAAUAA